This is a messenger RNA of Myotis daubentonii (Daubenton's bat), 1009 nucleotides long. It is a transcript of the gene COLEC11, whose product is annotated as collectin subfamily member 11. Lineage: Eukaryota; Metazoa; Chordata; Mammalia; Chiroptera; Vespertilionidae. The record is from RefSeq and is a predicted model, not a curated record.
CGGCCUGGGGUGCUGGGCGGUGGGACAGCCCGGGCCGCUCCCCUCCUGUGGGGCUGCACCGCCCGCCCGCCCGCCUGCAGAGUCCUGCUGGGUCCCCGGCGGUCAGGACGCCCCUUCGCCUCGCCUGCGCCUCAGGAGCCAGUGCCGCCCACACUCAGGAUGGGGGGGGAGCUGGCCCUCAUCAGCCUGGCCUUGCUGUCGCUGGUCCUGCCUGCUGACUCUCAGCAGACGGCGGACGACGCCUGCUCUGUGCAGAUCCUGGUCCCUGGCCUCAAAGGGGACGCUGGAGAGAAGGGCGACAAAGGCGCGCCCGGACGGCCUGGGAGAGUGGGCCCCACAGGAGAGAAAGGGGGCGCGGGCGACAAGGGGCAGAAGGGCAGCGUCGGCCGCCACGGGAAGAUUGGUCCCAUCGGCUCUAAAGGUGAAAAGGGGGAUUCGGGCGACAUGGGGCCCCCGGGCCCCAGUGGAGAACCAGGCGUCCCCUGUGAGUGCAGCCAGCUGAGGAAGGCCAUCGGGGAGAUGGACAACCAGGUCACCCAGCUGACCUCGGAGCUGAAGUUCAUCAAAAACGCUGUCGCCGGCGUGCGUGAGACGGAGGGCAAGCUCUACCUGCUGGUGAAGGAGGAGCGGGCCUACCUGGACGCCCAGCGGGCCUGCCAGGGGCGCGGGGGCGCGCUGGCCAUGCCCAGGGACGAGGCCACCAACGGGCUCCUGGCCGCCUACGUGGCGCAGGCCGGCCUGGCCCGCGUCUUCAUCGGCAUCAGCGACCUGGACCGCGAGGGCACCUUUGUGUACGCCGACCGCUCGCCCAUGCAGACCUUCCACAAGUGGCGUGGCGGCGAGCCCAACAACGCCUACGACGAGGAGGACUGCGUGGAGAUGGAGGCCUCGGGCGGCUGGAACGACGUGGCCUGCCACCUCCCCAUGCACUUCCUGUGCGAGUUCGACAAGGAGCACGUGUGAGGCGGCCGGGGCGGGGGGGGGGGGGGGGACCGUCUCCAGGCGGGUC